Messenger RNA from Rosa chinensis, 1764 nucleotides. Its product is annotated as activating signal cointegrator 1 complex subunit 1. Lineage: Eukaryota; Viridiplantae; Streptophyta; Magnoliopsida; Rosales; Rosaceae. Gene Ontology annotation, biological process: DNA alkylation repair; regulation of DNA-templated transcription. Gene Ontology annotation, molecular function: RNA binding. Gene Ontology annotation, cellular component: nucleus. The record is from RefSeq and is a predicted model, not a curated record. The transcript is spliced from 14 exons. Bases 336 to 1658 code for a protein of 440 amino acids.
AAAGCCACGCGUGACGAGAUGGAGGACGCGUCGUCCUCCUCCUCGUCGGUCUCCUACUCUCUUCACCCUUAUAGCUCUUGUGAUAUAACUAAUGAUAGCUUCCAGUUGCAGGGUCCUUUUCAAUUUCAGUUUCUUUGGAACAAACCAACAAAAUUACUUGCAACUUUGUUUUAGAAGAAACCGUUAAGCGCUAAAGAAACGAACCCUUGUUCCCUAUUUGCAGAGUGGGCCGAGUUCUGAAGUUUACUUGCACCUAUGUUGCUUUGAAGCCUCUGAAUCAUCACUUGCCUCUGUUGGGUCACUGUGAUUACCGUGUUUUGAGCUACAGCGUUAACAUGGAUGGUAGAAGACAUAAGCGAAGCGGUGUUGACCAUAACAACAAGCUCAAUCUCGUAUGGAGACCAGUCAGUAAACUCAGUACACAAGUCAGUUCCAAUGAAGAAUGCUCAGUAGUGGAGGUUACGGAUAAGCUGGAAGAAGAAGUGCACUCUUGUUCGUCUACCAAGAUUUCAAGUGCUCAAGAUGACAUAGAGAUGGCUUCAGCAGUUACUGAAGCAACUAAGCUCACUACUUGUUCAAGUGCAUCGCAAGAUAAUGAAGAAGAUAAAGGUUUAGAAGGAGAAACAGUGCUUUUGACCGAAAAGCAUUCAAUUUCAGUUGAGGUUGGGGCUUCUUUGCAUCGCUUUAUCAGAGGAAAAGGAGGAUCUACUCAGAAAAUGAUUGAAGAUGAGACAGGAGUGAAGAUUAAAAUCCCUUUGUCAAACAAAAAGGAUUCCAUUAUUAUUGAAGGCCUCUCAAGUGAAAGUGUAUCUAGAGCUUCAGAGAAGAUGCAGGCUAUAAUUGAUGAGGCAGUGAAAAGCCCAAGUCUUGAUUACUCUCACUUCAUUUCACUUCCCUUAGCAAUACAUCCUGAAUUAGUUGAUAAGCUUGUCAACUUUCAGAACUCCAUUCUAGGAAUUACUGAUUCUUCCCAGGGUGAGAAUCUGGACGGUGGUUCGAAUGAAGAUGAUUCCAAUAAUGAAGAUGAAGAUCAAAAGUUAAAGAAAGGAUCUGAUGUUGCAGUUGAACUUAAAGCUGAACCAUCAAAGUCUCCUACCCUAUCUGACUUGGGAAUUGAGAAAUCAAUCUUUAUUAAACCGAAAACAUUUCACCUAACUGUGCUCAUGUUGAAGUUGUGGAACAAGGACAGAGUUCAUGCAGCUACUGAGGUUUUGCAGAGCAUCUCUUCGGAAGUGAUGGAAGCCUUAGAUAAUCGCGCUCUAUCCAUAAGACUCAAGGGACUGAAUUGUAUGAGAGGUUCUUUUGCCAAAGCUGGUGUUCUAUAUGCGCCCGUUGAAGAAAUUGGCAAUGAGGGCCGACUUAUGCGUGCCUGUCAAGUCAUUAUUGAUGCAUUUGUUAAAGCAGGGCUUGUUCUAGAGAAAGAUGCAAAUCAGAAAUUAAAGCUCCAUGCAACGGUGAUGAAGGCAAGGCAUGGACAAAGGAAUCAAAAGAGAAAAUUUAGUACCUUUGAUGCCCGUGGCAUAUAUAAGCAGUAUGGAUCCGAGGAAUGGGGAGAGUAUCUUAUCCGUGAAGCUCAUCUUUCACAAAGGUUUGUGUACGAUGACAAGGGAUAUUAUCAUUGUUGUGCUUCUAUACCUUUUCCAGAAAUAUGCAAGUAAGACUGCUUUGUUUAUGUCUAGAUGCACUCUAUUUUCUGUCGAGUAAGAAACAAUAUGUAAGAUGGGGAAAGAAGUUAUGGCAAUAAAUUCAGUUUUACUAUGCGCC